AUGAAGGAUUAUAAACUAGUUGUUUUAGGCUCAGGAGGUGUAGGGAAAUCUGCCUUUACAGUUAAAUUUGUUCGAUCAAUGUUUGUAGAAAGAUAUGACCCUACAAUCGAAGAUUCAUAUAGUAAAAAAGUAGAAAUUGAUAAUCGAAUAUGUAUGUUGGAAAUAUUGGAUACGGCAGGAACUGAACAAUUUACUGCAAUGAGAGAUUUAUAUCUGAAAAAUGGACAUGGAUUUAUUCUAAUGUUUUCAAUCGUUGAUCAAUCAACAAUUCAUGAUUUGGUGGAAAUAAGAGAACAAAUAAUUAGAGUUCCUAUGGUGCUUGUUGCUAACAAAUGCGAUCUUGUAAAUGAAGGGGUAACUUCAAAUCAGCAAGCUGUUGCACUAUCUCAAAAUUGGGGUGAUAUAGCCUUCUAUAAAACUUCUGCAAGACUUGGAAUAAAUGUUGAUGAGGUUUUCUAUGAUUUGGUUCGUCAGAUAAAUCGUCAAACAUAUUCAUCAUCACCACCAUCACCGUCUUCUUCUUCUAGUAGUUCGACCAAUAACAAGAAGAAGAAGAAAUGUAACUUGGCUGAUGGUAAAGUGAGUAGAGUUGUAAGAUACAACUACGCUAUUAGAAUUAAAGAUAAAUCCCAUGGUCCUUGUUUUGGUGAUAAAGAUCUUUGGAUGAAAAAUAAUUUCAACGGAUACGAGAAUUGUUCUUCUGAUAAAGAUGAUUACCAAGAGAAAAUCACCACUUUAAAUAAAUUCUGGGUGAUAGAAUAUGAAGUUUUUCAAGUUAUUAAAAAAUGA
Entrophospora candida is the source of this 789-nucleotide messenger RNA. NCBI's taxonomy places the organism in Eukaryota, Fungi, Glomeromycota, Glomeromycetes, Entrophosporales, Entrophosporaceae. The record is from the annotation of a GenBank genome assembly.